CCGCCCUCCCCGCCGCGGAGCCGAGCGGAGUAAAAUGGCUGCCGCAGAGGCCGGGCCCGGACAGUGUCGGCGGCGGCGGCGGCGGGAGCGGCCGCGCCUCCUCCUCUUCCUCCUCCUCCUCUUCUUGUGUUGAAGUGGGCGGGCGGAAAGGCCUAGCUUCCCGGUGGAGCUGGGUAAUUAUGGCAAUGGCUCGGGAGGGGCUGCCGGCCAAAGGGUCUUUCGCGGGGCUGGUGCGCGCGCGUGUAUGUAUGUGUGCAAAAAAAAAGUGUGUUUGUAUACAUAUAUUUAUUUUAUUUAUUUGCGCCGGAGUGUGUUUGUGUGCGGGGGGGGGGCGAAUAUUAAGUGUACGCAAUGCAGGGGCGAGGGCUUUUUAAAAAUAAUACAGUAAUAAUAAUAAUAAUAAUGGGGGUGUUCGGUUGUUUUAAAGUAGCGGUGACGGGCGGAGAAGGCCUCGGAGCGCGCCCGUUAAGGACGUGAUGCGGGAUCGGGGGGGGGCGGCGGGUUGGUCGGGGGGUGGGGUGGGUUCAUUUUGGCUUGGAGGCCAUUCCCGUAAGCCUUAAAGGAGGGGCAGCUGUCGUGGGGGUGGGUGGCGGCCCCCAGACCCGUACCUUGUCUUGUUUCGGUAUUAAGACAGUAUUUUGGGGGGGGGGGUAUUGUGAGGAGAUCUGUGGGGAAGCGAUGCGUGUGGGGCGGCAUCCAUCCUGCGCCCACUUAACCUGAGGAGAAGCGCUGCUGGGGUCAGUGGGGCUUGGCGCUACCCUCCCAUCCCCACUAUACAGGCAGCGGAUAGGGCUUUGUUUGCACCCCCUGGGAAAGGGGGAAGAGGGCAUUCUAGGGGGUGUGCGCCUGCUUCUGGGGCUGUACAUGGAGGGAAACGGUGGGGCAGAGGGAUUUGAGGCAUGUGGAAUCUAUGGAAGAAGAUGGGGGGUUGUGGGGGGUUGUUUUAGUAUGGCUUAGAGACGGAUGGGGGUUCAUUUGGGGUUGUUGGUGGCAGUCAAGGUCCUUUCUUGUGUCACUUGGGUAAGGAGGAGCUGAUUUGACCCUGGGAAAGGGAACUGGAAGGCAUCAGUUAGACUAAAUAGAAUUUAUCUCGUCAUUCCGGGACGAAAUGUUUGGACACCUGACAUAGUGUCGUCUCCUCUUGAGAGAGUCUCUUGAAUCGUAGGCAGGGAUAUUUUUUUUCUCAUUGUCCGUUACUUUUGGACUGGAGUUGCCGAGGACUGAAGCCUAGGACCUUUUGCACACAAAACAUAGCCUCUUUAUCCCUGAGCUGCAGCAGUUGAUGGUCAGGUAAAUUCUAUAAUGGGAGUUGUGGACCUGAGAUGCGGCUAUGGUUAAGGGUGCUUUUUGUGGCUGAAGAUAGCACAGAAGGCUCGUGGGUUGCCCAAAAUGUGGUGUCAUCAAUGGGCUGUGGGAUCUUGGUUGGUAAGCUGAUGGAACGGCAUGUCCAGGGUGAAAUGACAGAAGAAUUGUGAGGUUCCAAAUGGAAAAAUAAGAGAAUGGGAAGGUUUUUCAGUGCCAUGUGGUGAGAAGGUGGGUGGCAGAGGAUUGAUGGAAGGUUUUUAAGGAAAUGUUGGAUAAGCAACUUAAUAGCAAUUUUUAGAUGUAGAAUGUCUGAAGCAGAGGGUUGGGCAGAUGAUCUGAAAGGUUUCUUCUAACUCUCUAUGCUUAUAAUUUUACCUGUCUUUUGGGUCUGUUAGUAUUUAGAAUCUAGCACAAAAUUGUGCAAUUUAACGGAAUAAUUGUUUAGGUAAAUAGGGGAUUGAGGAUUAACAGGUCUUUUAAAGUCUCAUUUAUCCAUACCUACUUAAGACUAGAAAAUACGGUUGUACGUACCUUCACACACGCCACAUAUCUAGGAUUUGCAGAUCUCCCAAAGAAACCAACAUUCUACUAGUUUCGAACCUGGAUCCUGGUCAUUCUACCAAAGUUUCUAUGUCUUGGGACAGCCUCAACAUCUGAUGCUGUUCAAGUUCAUUCUUAUUAGAAAGGAAAUUAGAAAAGAAUUUAAGACUAGGAAUGGUGGGGAAGGCACUAGUGUUCUGAGCUGAGAAGAUAAGAAUUAUGUGUGGGUAGUCUGUGAUGAUUAGAAAGUGGGGGAAUUUAUUAGGUGAAAGUCAGACUCAGGGAUGGGAAAUAUGUGGCCUUUCAGAUAUUGGUGAACUACAGCUCCCUUUAUCCUUGACCUCUUGCCAUGCUGGUUGGGCCUGUGUGAGUUGGAGUACAUCAAUAACUGGACGACCACCCCAUUCUCGGUGUAGAUGGAAGGGAACUUGGAAUACUGGGCUCCUAACAGGCUACACGUAUAAUGACAACUUUAUUUUAAAAUAAGCAAAUGCUUAAAUGUAUUGAACUAUAAAUCAGCUAAUGAGCGGGGUUCUAGCACAUUAUCAUUGUCGAUCUUAAGGACACUGCAAUCACUAUAUUUUCUUCUCCCACUAUAUUCACUUGAGAGUACACUGCUCCACACAAACAAAAGUAAUUUUAGAUAUGCCCGGGGACACUCUUCUUUUAGUAUUAUGUUUAUUACCUAUUUGGUUCACAAAACAGGGUAUGAAACCGAGCUGGUUUCUUGGUGUUGAAGCUGGCUCAGAAAAUAACCUGGAACAUUUCCCUUCUCGAAGGGAGUUCUGGCAGGAGACUGUGAUCUGGCUGUGCAGUAAGAAGCCUUUCCUCUUUGGCUGAGCCUGACUUAAGUGCUGUCUUACUGAUUUAAAUAUGCAAACCUCAGGUGAGGCAAAUGGCUUAUAUGCUGCCAUGGCGCUUUAGCUACUUCCAUUGGGCAACAAUUAGAAAAGCAUAAUUGGAACACUGAAAUGAUUUUUACGGAAAGCCAGUUGCUACCUGCUCAAUCCCAGCCCCUCUUCCCUUCGUUGCUUAGCUGAAUUAUGGACAGUGGAGACCUAUAUCCCAUGUUGCAGCAGUGGGUGCAGGCAGAGUUUUCUGUGAAAGAAGCAGGGCUCUGGUGGAUCGAAACAUGGGCUGGCAGUCUUGCAAAUCCUGAAUUCUCUGGAGAAGCAUGAGGUAUUGAGAGGGUGGGAUGGGGAGAUGACUUGUUGCGGACUGGGUGUCCAGAUUUCAGAGUUCUAUGCAAAGGGACUGUAUUUCAUCUAGUCUAGUUGAACAAGCUGUACCUGAAGAGGAUAGGGUCAGAAACUGGAUUGUCAGUCGCUAAUGUCUCACUCCGUCAAUAUCUAGGAUUUGCAGCUCCUGCAGACAUGGAAGAGGAGGAGAAUCGACGCCCCCCAGUAAGGGAGGAUCCUGCACGAGGUGGCGAGAAGCCAGCCAGUGAACCUUCUCUCGAUGCAGAUUGGGACCAAUCGGGUGCCCUCUGUGCUGGCCAAGCUAUCAUUCUGGUAAUGACUGCUCAGUUUCUCAAGGGGUUGUGGGCUGGAGUGAUGGGCAUAGGCAUUGCUUAAUACUUAUAUUUCGAAUGAGUAGUUCUUGCUGGGAAGCCUGUGGUUCCUUGAGGUUGAGCACAAAUAAUAGGUCCAUUUUGAGGCAUUAGUGGUGGUUUUGCUCAGAGGAUUAAUUUGUAUUUCCACAUUGUGCUGCUUUGUAGAUACAGACGAGUUUGCGAAAGCAGGACAGUUAAGUUAAAGUAUGCAAAGUAACCAGUUGGGCAUUUGGAGAUGCUCUCCCCUGCUUCCUUCUUACAAAAGUUAGUCCAGUGUAUUUUCCAGUUCAACCUCUUUAUGGGCAUGUAGCAAGUACUGAAAUGAUAUAUUGAUUAAAAAUGUACAUGGCGCGUUACUGAAAUACAUCAAGAAGGGGUUGUGGCAAUCUGGAAGAGGUGACACAGUUGGCAUUGGACUGAGUGGCUUCCUGCCAUUGGAUCAGGAAUGGGCAGUGAGACCCCAGCUCCCAUCAGCCCUAGUCAGUAUGGCCAGUGCUCAAGCAUGAUGGGAAUUGUAGUCCCAACAGCGUAUGGAGGGCCCUUCCCUAUUCUGCACAGUCAACUACAACCACAGGACUCUGAAAAUGAAGUUCGGAGAAUGUGGGACUAACAUCCUCUUAAAAAGCAAGAGCUCUCACUCAACCUGUUCACACACUUUUUUUGAUAGCUGCCAAACAGCCAUUUGUUAAAGAUACUGGACGAUAGCAAGGCUGGAGAUCUUGAAUGAUGUGGUUUUGUUCAGAAAACAAGUUUAAUGGACAUUGUGAAUGGGCUCACUGUAGAUAAAUGAGAAUCAUUAUCAUGCAGAAUCAUAAUUCAUAUCGUUAUCCCCCCUCCCUCUACUGUUUUCAAGGUGCUAUAGGAGUCCCAUCCCCAAUUUUUUAUGAUCACAACGUAUCUCAGCACAAAAUAGUUUCCAUGUGAAAUAAGUCUGCUGGGCAAUAGUAAAGAGAGAGUGGAUACUGAAAAAUGAGGCAGCCUCACAAUGAGAAGAUUCACCUUCCCCAAGAAAGCAGUCUCUUAAGUUGACUCUUGCUUUCAUAAUACGGAAAGAGUUUCAUAGGUCUACUUACAUGUAUUUGGAUACAUUGCUAGACUUGCUUAGUUUUUUAACCUGAAAAUAAAACUUUUCGUUUACUUUUGUGUCAAUUCCUAAACAUGAAAAUUCAUCAUAUGGGCUGAGAUCCAAAAGGACCGUGCGCACACUUGCGUUUUUGGGAGACUUCCUUUCCCAUUGUGGCCUCCUGUGUAACCCAAACACCAAAUUCCAAAGGGUUGUCAUACAAUUGCCCGAUUCAAAUGUAAUGAUAAACAGUGGUUUAUAGUUAUGUGCAAAAGCUUUGGGUUUAUGCUUUUUCUUCUACACCUCUCUUCACUGGUGCAGACACAAGGAGGAAAUAGCUUAUGUGUUCGAUUACGGUUAGCCAGGUUAGUCAGGAUUGUGUCUUGAGUGUUAGGUUAAGUUUAAAUGUGGCUAGUUAAAGCAAGGUAGCUUCAUAAGCUAUGAAGCUGGCUUAUUUCAACAGAUCAUAGUUAAUAUUAACCCCCGUUUAGUGUCAUGUCCAAACCCUAAACUGGGGUUAUUUGGCAGUGAAAGCAGUUCAGUUUCCUCCUGCUGAUGUUGUGUGUAGAGUGUGCGAAGUGCGAUUUGAAGCUUAUUGCAGCUCAUUCCUGCCAUGAUAAAACCAUGGUUUACUGUAGUACCCAAACGAAGCUAAUACAGGCAGUGACCAUUUUGCAUGGAGGUUCUGUAUAAGUCCGCUCUGCCCCGUUCUCCCCUCUUCUGGUUCCAAAAACACCUGCACGUCAGGACAGUUGAACACACCUAAAAUGGUCACUGCCUGUAUACGUGUAUCAGGAUGAUUUUUUUCUAUCCAUACGUGAAGUGUUUUUCUGGUUGCACAUGGUUUUUUUGUAUGUGUGUCACAGUCAUUGCUUCCUCUCUAACAGUAUUAUAAAUCAAUCAUUAGGCUUUCCUUGCAGAAAUAUGUUUAGGCUGCUGUGCUUUUUUUUUUUUUAAAGUACACAUCACUGCCAUAUAGAGUUUACUUGAAGUAAAUAUUUUUUCUUUCAUUCCGUCCUACAUUUGACUUCAGAAACCAUAAUUUCUUCGUUUUCUUUUCCACCUCUCCCUCACUUGCGCAUCGUUGUUCUUUUAACUUCUCUCUUGGUGCUUGCCAAUUGUUCUGUGGAACUGUUUGUUUAGUUCUGCCAGCUGGUGUGGCGUUCCAGAAAGAAAGAAAAAUCUGUAGAAUUGCAUUUAAAAAAAAAUUGGCCUUGCAGAUAAGGAUACAGAGAUUGUAAAACUCGCCAGCCCACACAUGUGGCUUCUUGCUUAACCAGCUUUCAGCAAAACAGGCUCCGCUUAGUCUUAGAGCUUGAAAAAUAACGGUUCAGAAAACAACUGUUUUGGGUUUGGAGGGUAGAAGGAGUUGAAAAACAGAGAAAUACAGUGGUGCCCCGCAAGACGAAUGCCUCGCAAGACGGAAAACUCGCUAGACGAAAGAGUUUUCCGUUUUGGAGGUGCCUCACAAAACGAAUCUGCUAUGGGCUUGCUUCGCAAGACGAAAAUGUCUUGCGAGUUCCUGGGUUUUUUCCCCCCUUUUCCCCCUCUUUUUCUAAGUCGCUAAGCCGCUUAUCUGCUUAUCCGAUAAGCUGCUAAAAGCCGCUAAAAGCGCUAAUCCGCUAAUCCUAUCAAUGGGCUUGCUUCGCAAGACGAAAAAACUGCUAGACGAAGAGACUCCCAGAACGGAUUCUUUUCGUCUUGCGAGGCACCACUGUACUGGAUACAUUUCCCCAUCGAUGUAAUAAGCAGCUCUUGCCAAAAAUGAAUAAAUUUUUUUUGCCCAGACAUAAUAUGUGCAAUCCAAUCUUGUAUAUGAUUGAAAGGAAGUCUGAACCAUUUUCAUUGGUGCUUACCCCAGGCAAGUGUGUAUAGCAGGGCGUUUAUAUAUUGUUUUAGUGUCCAAAUGGAAACUUGGACAAAGCUCUUGGAUGUGUGACAUUCCCAAAGUAGUAUGACCUUUUUAAUGAAAUUAAAUAGUACCAGUAGAACACAGCAGUAUAUCACACACUAAUUCUUAGGUUCUUCACAAGCAGUAGCAUUUCUGGAAAACAUCUGAACAAAAUCUUUCAAUAUGUAGUGUGAUACCUCAAUAUUUUCUUCUUCAUAAGAAUUCUGCUGCGGUUAAUCCCCCCCCCCCCCCGGAGUCUAACUUUUGUCAGAACAGAAGUUAGUAGAAAAAGAGAUUCAUUUAAAGCAUUGGGGCUCUACAUACAAAAUGUAGUAGACUAUUAAUAUUUACAUUAGUAAUAGGAUAAUAAUAUCAAAUUUAUAAACUAAUGUGUGGGUCAGGGUAUUUUUCAUAUAUAUCCAUAUAAUGCUCUCCCUCCUCCCCUUUGCACAAUUUUGUGGAUUUUUUUUCUUUUGGAAUCACUUUAAUGCUUUAUAGCUGAAAAUUCUUCAAUAAAAUAUCACUUUUUAAAAAAGCAUCAGGGCUUCACCUUUUGGAAGACUUGCUUGCAGACAUGCGUAAGUUCAUGUAGUUAGAUUUUUAUCCUCUGUGCGCUUACUUGGAAAUAAGCCUCAUCUUGAAACUUGGUGAGAUUUCCUCUUUUAUCAGCCACCCAUUGUGCAUUUAAUACGCUUAAUUAAUAAUUACUUCUAAAAGAAAUGUCCUAGGGACAGGGAAGUCUGGAACCAACAUGCAUUCAGGAAGCAUCUUUUGAAGCCUUUCCUCCUAAGAGAUAAAGAGCAAACAUUAAAAGAUGCUUGACCUUGGGGCAUGCAGAAGAAUGUAGCUGGAAGGGGAAAAACAGCCUACAGCUGUAAACUUGCACAACUAAUUAAGCUGAGACCGUGAUCUUGGAUCAUUGGAUAGGCACAAGAUAAAUGAGACAGGUGACGGUGACAACCAAGCAGAAGGCUUCGGGUUCAAACUUCAAGGUAUUGGCUCAGUCUUGGGUGCUGAAAGCACAUGUGAGUGCAGAGAAGACCACAUGCAAUGGAUUUUGGUUAAUUUUUAAAAGUCCUGGCUACAAAGCUAUAAAGGAGAAAUUCUGGAUCAACGUUGGCUUCUUAGGGGUGGUUUCUACUUGCCCCACAUUCAUGGCAAUUUGCAGGUCUGGUUUGAAUAAAAAUCAUCUAUCUCCGUCAGGUUCAAUUUUUGGGUUAGGUUUUUAUUAUAUUAUAAUGUAUAUAAAACAGAGAGCAGGGAUAACUAUGGGCAAAAAUUAAAAGACGAAAAACAAAAUUAUAAAAUAGGCACUUGAAAGAGUUGAAAUAAUAAAGUCUAAGUGAAGACAAUCAAUGUUAUCAGAUCAUCACGUAGCCAGACUUGUGACCUGUUGUCUUGAAAAUGAUGGUUCCAUUGUAUAUGCCAUAAAGGAAUGUCAAAUCGUAUAAAAACUGAAUGUUGUAGUCCUUGUCAUAAUCUGCAGCCAGUGAUGCCAAGCAUCCAGUGCAAGAUGAUUCCACUGAAUUGCAGUUCCUAUUCUUACUGCCAAGAUCAUAUAUAUAAAUCAUUUUUAAACAAUAUAUUUACAUUGGUGUCAUCAAAAAUACUCAGUUACAUUAAUUCUGGACAACGAAAGAUUUAUUUUUGACAACCUGCACUGUUUCUAGCGAAUCGUUCUUUUUUAAUGAUGAGCCAUUCAUCACCCAAUGUGUAUAUUUAACUACAUCCUUACUGUGAGCUUUACGUCCAGUAUUGCAGUGUAAUAGCUUGCUUGUUAUCAUUGUUCUGACGUUUCUUAAAGUGGCGCUUAGGCUGGAAACAAGAUCUCCAAAGUUCUUGGGCAGUUUUUGUUUUAUUUUGCAAGGUUCUCAUGUAUAAGAUUUCUGUCUUGAUUUCAUAUCAGCCUUUGAGUCUUGCCCCAUUGAUUGUCCCUGUGCAAACCCAUCCAAUGUCCGCCAUGAAAGCUAGCCGGUCAUUUUCAGUUGGGCUUCUGGCAGUUGCAGUACUGGAUGUUUCUCAGCAAGAGCUAAGGGUUGUUGUUGUUUUUGUCCUUGCAGAAAGCUUUGCAGCAAGCUGUGGGCAGCGGCCUGCCGGGUGAACUGCAGGAUCCAGCCAGUGAGAAAGGUAACUCAAAAUCAAGAGGCAAACCAAGGAGCGAGGGGACCAAUGGGUUCGUCGGGUGGAUUAGUUGCACUUUCAAGAGUAGGCGCCUCUGCUGUGAACAUCACAAUUCAACGUGAACAUAGCAGAUCUCAGACCAGGCUUGAGGGAUGUGGGCUUUUUGUGGGGAGGAGUGUUGGAGAACGAGAAGUUGCCUUUUACCAAGUCGCAUCAGUUGCCCAUUUAGCUCAGUGUUGUCUGCUCUGAUUGGUAGAGUUUCAGACAAGGGUCCCUCCCAGCCCUACCUGGAGACACCAGGGAUUGAACCCAGGGACUUCCAGCAUCCAACAGGUGUAUUCUUCCACUGAGCUAUUCACAUUCCCCUUAAGUUGAAGCCACAUGUUUCCUUUAUUUACUUAAAAAAAAAAGUCUAUCCACAAGGUGCCUGAUGUUCACCAAUAAAAAACCUGAACUAAAUUAUAGGUGCUUAAUGUGCCUAAUAAUAAUAAUAACAAUAUAUUAUUUAUACCCCACCCAUCUGGCUGAGUUUUCCCAGCCACUCUGGGCAGCUCCCAACAGAAUAUUAAAAACACGAUAAAACAUCAAACAUUAAAAACUUCCCUAAACAGAGCUGCCUUCAGAUGUCUUCUAAAAGUAAGAUAGUUGUUUAUUUCCUUGACAUCUGGUGGGGGAGCGUUCCACAGGGAGGGAGCCAUAACUGAGGAGGCCCUCUGCCUGCUUCCCUGUAACCUCACUUCUUGCAGGGAGGGAACCACCAGAAGGCCCUCGGAGCAGGACUUCAGUGCCCAGCCUGAACGAUGGGGGUGGAGAUGCUCCUUCAGGUAUACUGGGCCGAGUCCAUUUAGGACUUUAAAGGUCAGCACCAACACUUUGAAUUGGGCUCGGAAACAUACUGGGAGCCAAUGUAGGUCUUUCAGGACCGGUGUUAUGUGGUCUUGGCAGCCGCUCCCACUCACCAGUCUAGCUGCCGCAUUCUGGUUCUUUUCAUGUGCCUAGUUUUCCAGGGCAACGCAAAUAUUCAGAAUUGUGAAAUGAUGCUUCUCGGUGCCUGUAGUGACUUCAAGACAAGGAAGCAUUGAGCUUUCCAAUAAUACCAGCAUCUUUCCCUUCAAGAGGCACAAACUGGCAAGAGAUCUAGAAUAUAUAAAUACACAUACAUCUAUGUCGGUAUUUCUUAAUUAGAGCUGGUGUCUGCAGGAUUUAAAAGAGCACACCUGUUAUCCAUAGCUAGUCGAGAGGAGGUGGGCACUGAAGGGGGAGGCUCAUCAUGCAGCUGAUCCCUGUUUCAGUCCCCGGCAUCUUCAGGUAGAAACACUGCCAGUUAAAAGACAGUACUGAGUUAGAUGGGCCAAUGGUUUGACUCUGUCAGAGCAGUGAUGGCCAUACUUGGCCCUCCAGCUGUUUUUUGGGACUACGACUCCCAUCAUCCCUAGCUAACAGGACCAGUCGUCAGGGAUGAUGGGAAUUGUAGUCCCAAAACAGCUGGAGGGCCAAGUUUGGCCAUCACUGGUCUAGAGGAAGUUUCAUGUGAUCUUAGUAGUCCUUGUUAAUGCUUUUGACUAAAUGCUCAAAGUCCUCCUCAUACCAACCGUUACUGAUUUAUCUCAGGCUACCCAGCAAUUUCUAGGGACGCGGGUGGCGCUGCGGGUUAAACCACAGAGCCUAGAACUUGCCGAUCAGAAGGUUGGCGGUUCGAAUCCCCGCAACGGGGUGAGCUCCUGUGGCUCGGUCCCUGCUCCUGCCAACCUAGCAGUUUGAAAGCACGUCAAAGUGCAAGUAGAUAAAUAGGUACCGCUCCGGCGGGAAGGUAAACGGCGUUUCUUUCUUUUUUUAAGAAUAAUUUUUUAUUAACCGACCAAUCACAUCAAAUCAAAUCAAAUCAAAUUACAUAAAUUCCAAAUUACACAGCCGAAUUUUAAAUUUUUGUUGGGGGUACCCAUAUUUCAAGUUCCAAAGGGAUCCAAUCAACUUCUUGCUUCUUACUGCUCUUUUAGUGUCCACAAAUCUAACCUUAUGAUGUUCACAGUACUAUCCAGUCCUUUCUUAUUAUUUUUCCACAUCUCUUGUUGUUAUUUUCAUAUAUUUUUCCUUUCUCUUUGUGACCUCUGAUAGUCUCCGUAAGCUGGUUAGAACAGUUUGUAAUCCUGUGUGGAUAUUUUUUUUUUAUCCAGUAGCCAUAUCCAGACGUUUUCCAUAUAACAUCACUUCCAUACAUCAAAACAGUCUUAGCGUCAUUAAUCUUCACCAAUCUGCCUCCUUUCUCAAAACCUCUGAGGAGAUUCACUAGGAAUGCAGUCUGAAAACAAAUCCGUUCUUCCUCCCGGCUAUAAAUCCUUUGGUAAGAUGGCGACUCCGAAUUAAUUGCUGCGCCAUUCCCAAAAGCUCUUAUUGCUUCUCGGUCUCCAUAAAGCAUACUUUUGGUUAAAGUUUAUCUCCACACAGACCUUAAUCAUCCUGCUUGGGUCAGUUCAACCGACGGUUCUAAUGAGGAGGGGUUCUUGUAAAUCACAUAGAAGGAAGGUAAAAAAGGUCCCGUCACCCCAUUCAGCCCCGUUGUCAACAUACCCCGCCUUUGGUGUAUCUUCAUCGUAAAAUAUUCCUGUUUCUCCAGCCCGUCGUCGUCUUUCGCAGAGGUCACUUAAAUUAGCAGACUUCACUCCCCUUCUUCACUUGAAAUAUGUGCAUUUGCUUCUUUGGUAAUUAAUUAUUCCAAAUUGCUGCAACUAGUGUGCGAUCAGAGACAGCGUCCAGGAGAGCCGAUGUCCACACGGGGGCAUUCUGCCUAGGGCCCUCACCCCCUUCUUUCGAAUUAGGGGGUGAGGGCACAGCAGGCAAGGGCAGUGUUCCCCAUUUCCUUGGGGCAACAAGGGAGGCUGCCUACUCCCAUAACAGCCUCUUAAUUACCCCGUGUGGGUCGGAGAGAUGGUAUUGUCGGCCAUCUUCCAAUGCGCCCCCUAGUGGCCCCCCGGAAGGUAAACGGCGUUUCUGUGCGCUGCUCUGGUUGGCCAGAAGCGGCUUAGUCAUGCUGGCCACAUGACCUGGAAGCUGAACGCCGGCUCCCUCAGUCAAUAAAGCGAGAUGAGCGCUGCAACCCCAGAGUCGGCCACGACUGGACCUAAUGGUCAGGGGUCCCUUUAUCUUUACUUUGCCCAGCAAGUUCAUGACCGAGCUAAGAUCUAAGGAUUCCCAGUGCAUGACUCUUUAGUACUGAGGUAGAAGUUUGAUUGUGGCCUACAGGUGAGCCACUAUCCCAUUUCUGGUGGAUCUCGUGGACAAGAUAUUGAUUUGAUCUAGCAAGGCAUUUCAUGUGCUCAUAAACAAAGAGUGCAUCCUCUUAAGAUUUGUGGUCGUUCACUAUUUGUGAUAAGCAGUCUGGGGUAUGGACUCUUUUUUAAAUGAGAAUUUGCAAAGCGAAAGAAUGAAGUCAUCCAGUCUUUGGGCUGUGUAAUGGCAGACUUCAGCUCCCUGUAUAGUUCAUGUGCAGCUGCUUUUUGGAGCACUAGAUCCCUGCAAAGCAGGCAUGUCAUACCUUUCUAGUGGGUCCCUCUUGCUGUCAUUGCCUCUUUUUUUUCAGAUGCUGAAUGCAAGCACACAAGCCGGAGGAAAUGGUGCAAGAGCUCCAGAUCCGAAGGACUCGGAGGUACCUGGCUGGGAACUGGGGACCCUGCGCUGGCCUGUGAUAGGAAUGCCACAAUGGGUGAGGUAUGUUGGCAAACACUGCAUCCCUAUUAUAAUGUGUUAACAUUGGAAAGCUUGCGUGUUCUGCUGCAGAUCUGUGUAAGGGCCCAAACAGUUUGGAUUUGAUAUCCCGCCUUUCACUCCCUUUAAGGAGUCUCAAAGCGGCUAACAUUCUCCUUUCCCUUCCUCCCCCACAACAAACACUCUGUGAGCUGAGUGGGGCUGAGAGACUUCAGAGAAGUGUGACUGGCCCAAGGUCACCUAGCAGCUGCAUGUGGAGGAGCAGAGACGCGAACCCGGUUCCCCAGAUUACGAGACUACCGCUCUUAACCACUACACCACAACAGUGUGACUGCUGGAGAUUCCUAAUGCACUGGGGUCAACUACACAUGGGUUUGGUCUUACCGGGCAAAUAAAUUCUGGGGAAUGGUGUGCUCACCUCCUUUCUUUGGUGAUGGGGCCUGCUGAGGGCCUGAAGGGCCCCACCCUUGCCUCUUUCCAUCUGGCUUGGGGCAGGGCCUGACAGGGUCUUAAGGACUGCUGCUGCUGCUUAGCACCAAGGGCUCCUCUUUUAAAUUCUUUUUAAUUUUUAUCUGUGUUGUUUUAAAUGACACCAUCUUGGCUGUGAGCCCUGGAUGACCUGCCCCCUGCCUUACUGACCCGUUCCCAUCUGGCCUGGGAGAGUGGAGUGCUGACUGACUCCAGCUACAAAAGUUGAGCAGAUUCUUGGGCUGGAGUAUUGUUUAAGGGGCGUUGAGAGAGCUGUUGCUGUUAUUGAUAUUCUUGUUGAACUGUAUCUUUAGUUUUAGAUCUUGUGAUUUAUCUGGAUUGUCUCCAAUUAGGUUGUAUACUUUUUGAUGUGUUUUAUUUGUUUAUGACUUCUGUUAUGUUUGUAAUUAUGUAAAUAUUGUCAUGUUGUAAGCCGCCUUGAGCCUAGUUUCAACUGUGGAAAGGUGGCAUACAAAUAAAAUGAUGAUGAUGAGUGUUCAUCUGUGAACAGUUGUGGGUUUUCUGUUGUGAAUGUGGGCCUGUCAUGGUGUUCUUUCCUCAGCAUUCUUUAGAGGAGGAAUUGGAGGUCUUGGCCUGUGUGUUGAUGCCAGCUUCUGUUACCUUCUGGGCUCUUGUAAUCAUCAUCAUUAUUCAAGAAUACAAAAAACUAAAAAAUAAAAAAUUCUGUUAAAAAGAGAAAAUAUUACAAAGUGAGAAUAUGAUUUGACUACAAAGUACAGUGGUACCUCGGGUUACAUAUGCUUCAGGUUACAGACUCCGCUAACCCAGAAAUAGUACCUCGGGUUAAGAACUUUGCUUCAGGAUGAAAACAGAAAUCAUGCUCCGGUGGCGUGGCAGCAACAGGAGGCCCCAUUAGCUAAAGUGGUUCUUCAGGUUAAGAACAGUUUCAGGUUAAGAACUGACCUCUGGAACGAAUUAAGUACUUAACCCAAGGUACCACUGUAUAGUUGAUAAACUCAGUACAUUUUGACUUCAUAGAACUGUAUAGAGUUGGAAGGUACCCUGAGGGUCAUCUAGUCCACCCCCCUGCAAUGCAGGAAUAUGGCAGGUGUCCCAUACAGGGAUCAAACCUGCAACCUUGGCAUUACCAGCCCCAUGUUCAGUUCCGAUUGUUAUAUUUGGUAAAUCGGUACUUUCACUGGAGACAAGAUGCACACGAUUCCUGCUAAUUUACUCUUUAUCAUGUAAUUCAUGCCAUUCAAAAGGGCAUAAAAUAUGUGGAUGAUAAGUAACAUUAUUCAUUUUCAAAGUAGACCCAUUAGGUCAGUGAACUUAAACAACUUGCAUCCACUGUUUUUUUAACAAUAUAAGUCUGCUCUGAAAAUGACUUUGUUGGCUAUCACCCCAUGACAAUCCCAGCAUUGCCUAAUUCUUCCUUAGCAUAUAUAACCAGAGGGUCCCGAUUAUUCAGCACUUGUUUAUUUUCCUAUUCCUUCCUCCAGGUCCUUGAGGCUCCUUCUUCUGGUGUGGUGCCUGACUUGGCUGGGGUCUGUGACUACCUGGAGUGGACUUACCAUUUGCCGCAGGGAGUAGAGAGCUCCGUAGGAACUCAGGCAGUUUAGUAAGUGGGACUCCCAUAGGGCAACUAUCUCAGGGAGGACAAGUGCACAUUCUUGUGGCUACAGUCUGGAGCUUCACAGUAAAAGCUCUGAAAUUCUACCAUUCAGUAGAAGUUCUGUAAAACAUCGGAGCUGCACAGCUGGCAGGAUAACGGUAAUAACGAGGCUUUUAGGAACACAAGCCUGUAGGCAAAUUAAAUUCAGAAGUGCAUCAAGCAGUAAAAUGCACGUAUCAAAGUAUCCUUUUUAGGAACUUGGGAAUUAAAUCUGAGUGCAGUUGCAGAAGGAGGGGAAAUUGCAAAAGCCAAAUGGCUUUGUAGCAGAAAAGGGGCUCUCAUGAGCUACUGCCCUGGCAAAUAGAAUAGUAUUGACUGCUACUUCUGUGCAGUCCCCUGUGGAAAGGGAGCCCAGCUAAGGGGGAGAAGCUGCUGGAUCAUGACCCAGGUCCCCUCAAGGAUUUAGACACUGUCAAGCAGAGCUUAGGGAUCACAGUGGACCAGAGGGAAUGACACAAAUUUCUAAGGUACAUGGAACCGAAAUGCCAUGAAUUAUGCCUCCACGUCAGUGGAGUUUAGUGCAGACCACAAUAAUGCUUCCCUUAUUUCUGAUCAUUGCCCAUGCUGGCAGGAACUGGAGUCCAAUAUCUAGGGGGCAACAGGUUGGGAAAAGGCUGGCUUAGAAUGCCCUGCUGGAAAUUGGGAUCCCUGGGUCGCCGGUGCGGGACCCGCUUCCUAAUUCUGUUUUUUGUCUCUUUCAACAGCGGGGAUGAAGAUAUGGAAGAAGUGGAGCUGGUGGCUGAGGUGCGGCUGGGGGAUGUGGGUGCCUUGUCUGGCAUCUUGAGAAGAAAUCUGUCUUGGAGGAUGCAGAAGUCUGGUGGGUGUCUGCACAAAUGCGAGAAAAAAUGAGACAGAUGAGGAAAGGGAUGCAGGCGUGACUCUCUAGGAUGGAAACUACAUUAUAUGGUAAACCAUAGAGAGGGGGUCAGGCAGGAUGUAUUAACAAGAUCCAGGGUGGCGGUGCCAUUCAGCAAGUUCCAGAGCCUGCCAUCUUAUACAUAGCAGGGGGAAACGGGCUGCCGUACUUGGCGGUAGGGUAGUAAAACGGUUUCUUUUCAGUGUUGGGUCUCUUCCCCCAGCCCAUUCAUAAUUGCGUAUGUGCUGAUAGAAGAUCUUCUAUUUCAAGUGCUUCAGCACAGUUUCUCUUAGGGCCCAGGACCCACAAAGAUACUCAUUUUUCAGGGGAUCCCCACCCCUGCUGCUCAAUCCUGCCCCAAUAUGAGCUGCUGGCAGGCUUCUGCAAUGGUACCUCUCCCUUUCUGCUGACCUUGGACCUUGAGCCCACAUAUGGUGAGGAUAAAUCCUGCAGCUGGUGGAAACCCAGGUCUCUGUAGCUUGAGAUUUGGACUGAGACUCUGAGGUUGCUGGCUACAGCUUUAGGCAGCUCCAGAGCUGGAUGCCUGUACUGGCUAAUGGAGUACUGUAUGCCAUCUGAGGCUUAUACCCAGUCGAUAGCAGCAGAAUUGGAAAUACCGGAACCCUGACUCCUGUGAAGCACCAGUUGUGGAAUGUGAUAAAAUUCCCGUCGUCUUCCAAAUUUGGGUGCACGCCUAACCAUUUCCAUUUUUGCUCCCUGCAGCCUGCCUUGGAUUAUCUGCACCUUGCUGGAGAGGAAGCAACGCCUGUCCCCUUGGCCACCAUUCCCUUUCAGAGCAGCCUUAUCCUCUGGACUCACACAGAACUCUGCCUGUAAUGGACCUGGCUCCUUGGACUUCUCUUUUAGCCAGGAGCCAAGUUUCGCAGUCCCCUAAAGCAGACAGGACUUCUCCUUCACCUUGCUUGGGCAUGACUCUGGGUACUGGCAUGGGGGUAUCCAGCGGGGGGCAGCAGCGCCCGCAGAGUGCCGCCAGCCGGGAAUCUGAAUCCCAGCAGCGUUCCCAGCCACCUCCCGCCAACUCCUUGGACAAGGCCGAUUCCAGCACCUCUUCUUCAUCAUCCUGCUCUUCAUCGUCAUCCUCAAUCUCCUGCCACCAGGGCCUGCCAGGCGAAGGUGGCGGCGACUCUUCAAACCCCUGCCCCCCAAUGCGCUCCCCGGACUUAGAUAUUUAUGAUCCCUUCCACCCGACCGAUGAGGAUAACCUCAAUGGUGAUUUUGCCUUUGGCGACUCUCCCCACAAAGAGGCAGAGGGUGGGCGGCAUGACCAGAAGUACGACCCCUUUGACCCCACGGGCUCUAACCCCAGUUCCUCCAUCAGCACCCCUUCGCACGAGGAGGAUGACGAAGAUGAGGACGACGAUGAAGACGACAACGACCAACACCCUCCGGACAUGUCCCACAGCAUCAGUCGCAUCUCAGAAACAUUGGCUGGGAUCUACGACGAAAACAGCCUGAGCCAAGAUUUCCCCAGCUCGGACAAAGGGCAGGAAGAUUCUGAGCCAGAGGUGGAAGCCGGCAGGGAUUACGAAACGGAGGCAGCCUGCUCUGCUGAGCUUCCCGAGGGCAAAGAGCCCCCGGGUGCCGAUUCCACUCUGCCUGAGGAGCUUCCUUCAGAGCAGGUGGAAGCUAAAGCCCCUGAGCCACGCCGCCGGGUCUUUGUGGUAGACUUGGCCCCCAAAGGACGCUUGGAUGCUGAAACCAAGCCACAGCUGGAAGGGAAAGUGUCCCUGGAGGUGGUGACUGUUGGAAACGCCAAGCUGAGGAGUGGCGAGAAGACAUCCAAAGGAGGCGGGCAUCAUCGGGCCGGACGCCGGUCAUCCAUGGAGUGGGACGGGAGUGGUGGCGGCGACUCGGAAAUUGAGGAAGGCGAGAUUGUCCAGCCAGAGGAUGAGCGCUAUAGCCCCAUUCGACUUUUCCGGAGCAGGUGCCGGCCUGCCGAACAGCGCACCCUGCGGGUGGUCGAAGGAGACGACUUCCUGUCGCUGCACGCCGACUCAGAUGACGAGGGAGCCCUACAGAUCGACUUCAGCGAGAGCCAGCCUGACCCCCGUUGGAAGGGCGUGGACCUGAGGAGAAAGAUUCUGACCCAGCGACGAGAGCGCUAUCAUCGGGCCCCCUCGCCCCUGCCUCCGCCACCGCCGCCUCCGCCAGCCCCCAAGCGCCCUGCUUCCAAGUCUCACUCCGGAUCGAGCUCCGGCUCCUGCAAGAAAUCAAAAAGGGAGCGCAAAAGGUCUCGCGAGCGCAAGGCCUCAAAAACCAAGGAGGCCUACGUCUCCCCGUGGAAUCCCAAGAAGAAAUCCAAAUCGCGCUCGAAAUCCAAGGAGCGCCGGCAUUCGCACCACAGGGCUUCGCGGUCCCGCUCACAUCACCGAGCCUCCCGGUCCUGGUCGCCGUCGAUCAGCACCAGCUUGUCUGCGGUUGGCUCCUCCCAUACCUCCGCCGAGCGGCGCAAGAGCAGGAGGUCGAAGGAGAAGCGCCGCGGCCGGCGCUCUCGGUCGCGCAGCAGCAGCCGUGCCCAUCGCAGCAGGCACAAAGAGAAACAUCGGGGGGAUGGCGGCAGGAAGAAGAAGAAACGCUCCCGGUCUCACUCGCGGGAGAAGCACCCUUCCCAUCGGUUGUCCAAGGACAAGGAACGGGAGGUGCACCUGCAGGAGGAGCCCAAAUCUGAGAAGGUCCUGAUGGAACGCCGUAGAGAUGCACGGACUGUGGUGCCCCCAUCGAUCCAGGACCUCAACGACAACGAUCUCUUCACCAUCAAGAGGACCAUCACGGUCAACCAGCAGGAGAAAAUGGAAGGGCUCUUGGAGACGCCAGAGAGAGCUAAGCGGGAAGUCCUUUACGAUUCCGAAGGGCUGAGCUUCGAUGCUUGCUUCUCGGACCGCGAGCCCGCAGAGGAAUCCAAAUCGGGCGGGGGGCGGCUAGCGGCCAAGGAGGACGUGGUCCUGUCCCGCAAGGACAAGCGGCCGGAGGAGGACAUCAAGCAGAAGGUGCCUAAGGAGAAAGAGCGCAAGAGGGCCUACCUGGGGGAGCGCCCAGGUGCCCGCGAUAAGUACAAAAAAAAGUUGAAGGAGGGACCACCCUGUUCUGAACAGCAGGAGUUGCCCAAAGUGGAGAAAAAGGCCCGGCCGGAUCGGGACAAGACUGGGAAAAAGAUCAAAGCUGGAAGCCACAAGGAAAGUGGCAAGUUGGGCUCCGGCCGGAAGGUGAAGCUCCAGUCCAAGGUGGCUGUUUUGAUCCGCGAAGGGGUCAGCAGCACCACGUCGGUCAAGGAGGUGGGUUCCAUUGGUGUGAAGUUCAGCCGCGACAAGGAGAGCCGCUCUCCUUUCCUCAAGUCGGAGGAGAAGGUGCUGAUGGUUGGGGCCUCGGCAGCAGGCCAGGGAGAGAUGGCCGACGUCAAGGAGCCAGGCUUCAAGCCCAAGAAAGUCAAAGGGCUGAAGGCCAAGAUUGGCGUGAAGAAGCUGAAGGGCAUCAAGCCGAAGGGUGCCUCAGAGCCCAAGAAGAAGAAGAAGCUCAAGGUGAAGACUGGGCUGAAGAAAUCCAAAGCCGACAGCUGCAGUCAAGGCGCGAGCAGCCCCUUGAGGGUCAAGGAGGAGCCCUCGUGGUCUGGUUCGGAGAAAUCGGAGGUCACCGCCAAACCACCCAGCCCGCAGCCCUUGGCCCCCGGCCAGGAGCUCACGCCUGACUCCCAGACAGUGGACAGCAGCUGCAAGACGCCCGAUGUCUCCUUCCUUCCUGAAGAGCCCCCCGUCGAGCCCCCCAGGGUGCCAGCAGACGAGCCGGAAGCCGACAGCUUGUCCGAGACCAAAGAGGAACAGCCGCUGCAGCCACCCCCUCACCCACCUCGCAGCUUGCCCCAGCCACCGGCCCCCAUGUCAUGGAACCUGCAGGGUGGGGUGGACUGCACCAGUGGCGUGUUGGCAUGUAGGUAUUGGGAUGGGGCCAGGGCAGGGGGGAGGGAGUGCUUUUGUGGAGCCCUGCUCAUUGGUCUUUUUUAACACACACACACACACACAGAGUGAAACUGAAAAACUAAAGCAAAGCUAAAACACAACACAAUGCAAAACAACAAAAUCCUAAUGAAGCAGAAACAUAUCAACACAUUUUGAAAAUGUCUCGAGGGCCAGAUAUCCCUUCCCUCUUCUCCCGUUUACCAAAGCACUUCCGUUGGUGGUUCUAGUAUGAAUCUGAAAUACGGCUCUGCAGACCCCUGUAUUGCCUGCGUGCCAUAAUGGCAUUGAUUUUUUUCCUUGAUGGAUCUUUGCCUUAUGGAAGCUGUCCCUGUCCUUGCCUAGAAGGUAGAGCCCCCUUUGUGUGCCCAUACAAUUGGAAGAGAUCUCAGAGUUCACCUCUUCCGCCCCUCUGCUCAGCGCAUGAUGCAAGUGCAGAAUCCCUGGCAGGUGCCCACCAAGAGCUGCUUAAAUACCUCCACCAAAGGAGUGUUUGCCGCCUCCCAAGGCAAGCCUUUUCCAAUUUUGGACCGCUAUCAGCAUAAUGUCCAGCUGAUAGCUGCUUCCCUCCCAAUUCUCACCUGUUGGUUCUGAGCCUCUGGAGCGACCAAGGGCCCAAGUCUGCUGUUUUCUGCAUGACAGACCUCCAGAUAUUCAAAGACUGCUGUGUCUUGAAGGAUUAAACCAGUGUUAAGUCCAGGUCACUGCAAAACUUCACUGUCCACGCACAAAACAUUGAAUGCAGCCGCAGUCUUCACAACCUUUUCAUUUUGUUUCUUGGGGCUGUCGAUAAAAGCCUGAAAUUCUGCACUGCUCAUCCAGUGAAGGGCAAAAAUUCAGAGUACUGGGGGUGGGGUGGGGGUUAUGAAGUAGUUCUCUUCAGCCAUAACUUGUGCGACCAAAAGUUCCCAAGGCAUUAAAAACCUGAACCUUACCAGCAUGAGAAAUCACAUUAGGAAAGUACAUGCCUCUGAGUGUGUGCCAUUUUGCCCUAAAGGCACCUGGAACUUGUGUUCCUUGGAGCAGAACCUUCCCAGCUCUGCUAACAGUCGGAGCCAAGGAGCACAGCCCUUCUUGUAGAUUUGCUUUCAUUUUUCAGUGCAUCUGUGUUUUUAAACUGCGCAGAGCAGUGAUAAGGUCUUAACUAUAGUUGUUGUAGGAGAUCUGCAUAUUUUAAAGAGCACCUGGGGGUGGGAUCGAAUUUGGGCAGUGAUAGGAUGUUUAGCCCCAUCUCAGUUACAAGUUUAUUUCUCCCCAGCCCGGUGCUGUUUUUCCAUGCUGAGUGGGCAGGGAGGGGAGAGAGAAUAGAAUUAUAGAGCAGACCAUCCCCCUGUUUGAUAAGGGGGACUUGGGCGUCUGUAUAUCAGGGGUGAGGAACCUCUUAACUGUCUGCCUGCACUCCCUUCUCCACCCCCACCCCAUGCCCGUUUGGCAAACCGUUUCUGAGCCUCUUGUUUCUUAACCUAGUGACUGCCCUGCUUUUCAAGAUGGAAGAGGCCAACCUUGCAAGCAGGGCAAAAGCCCAGGAGCUUAUUCAAGCAACCAAUCAGGUACGGAGCAGGUUUGAAACGGUUAAAACCGCUGUUGCAAUUCAUUUUCAUUGUGUAGAUAACGGAGAUUGGUCUACCCAAAUAUCACAGGGUUUUGGCACUCGAGUUACAGCCACAACGAGUAUUUUCAGUACAAAAACCUCAAAUUCAACCAAGAGAUCUGGCUGUGGCAACUGUAUUUCUGGGAAUGCAUGUGAAACUCCUUUUUAGCCAUGUGGGAGGGAAGGGCAGGAGGUGGAAGGUUGUGGGGCUGACUUGAUAACACAAACGGGACGAAGUGCAAACUUCUUGGAAGGCAAGGCAAAGAUGACCAUUGCACACUUUAAGGGUUGCGUCAAAGCCCAGAGCACUGUGUACUCUCGCGAAAGCAAGGUGUGCUGUCUAGCACAGAAGCUGGCACUCGUGAGUGUUGCCUCUUACUUUUAAAAAUAAAAUUAUUAUUAUUAUUAGAUUCCUGGUUCUCAUGGUAGCAGGGACAAGCUUAGAUGUAUGUGGGUGUUUUCUGGUAAAGGACUUGCAUACAGUGAGGGCUUGAUCUUCUCCAGAGAUGGGGGCUUCAUCUCUCCUAGGAUAACAACUGGUUCUGCAUCUCCCAAGCUGGCUGCCAUGUCCUUCCUGGCCUCCCUCUGCCCCUCUACUCUUUGAUAGACUAGUUCCCAAAUUUAAUGCAAAUCUGCUUUUUUAAAAAAGCAAAAAAAAAAAGCAUGGUAUAUGCAAAAUGAGAUGAUGUGAACAUAUCACCCAUUUGAAUAAACAAGCAUUACUAAACAGACACUCUAGCCCUGUGCCCACUUACCUGGAAACAAACCCCAGCAAGCAAAGUUGGGUUUGCUUUCUGAAUACACAGAGGCGAUUGGGUUGUAAAUUCUGUCCAAUCUCAGAAUGUGUUGUUUGGGGUUCCCCCCCACCCGGCAUCAGUGACAACUAGCUCUUCCUCUCAUAAUCACGCGGUGUUUCAGAGCUGUACAGCUGUUACACCACAUUCAGCAGCCAGUUUCUCUUCCUCCAAAUCAAGUCUGGUCAUUUUCUGUUUUUCUUGAAUUGAAAGCCAUCCAAAGACACUGAGGAAGUCGUAUUGCUUUGAAAGUUCUGCUCGAGUGGUGAUGCCGGUGUUUAGCUGUCAUUGUAGGACCCACUGAACGCGUCUCCAAUGCCCAGUUUGGGCUGAGAGGACAAAUCAGCUUUGGGGAGGUUGUGUUUGUGGCUGUAGCAGGGCGCAUGGCUAGCGGAGGGAAUCUGGCAAUGCAGAUUCCCUGUGUAAAGGGAGUUGGGUUUAUCUCACUAAGAGUGAGGCACACAUGAUUCUAGGCCCAAUUUCAUGAGGUUGGGGGGAGCCCCGAAGGGAAAGAAAGAAGGCAAUAGAGGAAAAUGGUGGUAGGAGGAGCCAAAAUGAAUAGGAGGAGAAGUGGGGAAAGCCCUCUGCAAUCAACACAUUGAGACCUCUGGCAAGUGUGAGCUGGCCCCACACACUUUGGCUUGGGGGCCUGACGCAUUGCCCCCGAAGAAAUGCAGCCCUUAGCAAAAGAGAGGUUCCCCAAGGCCUUGUGUAACUAUUCCCUCAACUGCCACCGGUAGGUGUAGCUUCCUCUAAGCUCUUACAGAGAGCAUCAGCCCUGCUUACUGAUUUUGCAAUGUGCAGUUGCACCCAACGGGGGUAUCUUUUAGGGAAGGGAGAUUGACAGGUCGCCCUGUCCCAUCCACAGCCAGGUAUACCUAUCCAGUUACCUGAUUGCUUCUGGGUGGCAUCCCAACAUCUAGCUCUUGAGUUUGGAGAAAUGGAAGGCCAAUGACAUGCCGUCUUAACCAUCUCCUCCUCCUUUCUCCUACCAGAUCCUGACCCACACCAAGCCUGCUGCCUCCUUGGGCCCCCCUCAGCCACCAGCACCACCGGCCCACCCGCCUGCCUCGCACUUGGCUGUACCGCCCGUCUCCUACCUGCUCCAGAGCUCCCUGCCUCUCGGAGGCUGCGGCUCCACCCCCACCACUCCCACCGGAGUCUUGCCCGGGACGUUGAGCCAGGCUUCGUCAGGCCCUCCCUCGGCAGCCAUAUUUGCCUCUUCCUCCGGCACCGAUCUGGGGAGCACCAGCUCUGAAGGGCGCGGAGACAGCGACAAGGUAAGAGCUGGGGUUGUUUUUGGAAUGAAGCAGCUGGUGCUUUAAGGCAAGCCUUCCCCAGCCUAGUGCCCUCCAGAAGCUGCUGGGCUCCAGCGCCCAUCAUCCCUAACUACCAUUGUCCAUGCCAGCUGGGUUUGUGUCAUGGACUGGCUGGACACAGAAGAAGGAUGGGAUGUACCAGCUGGGGAACCCCCAAGGGAAGAAGGCUGAGAGCCCAGGGAGCGGUGGUGCCACGCCAAUGAGCAGCCAGAGGAAGACGACUGGGAAGAGGAGGGGUCAAAAACUGAAGGGGUAACGGUUUAGUGAGCAGGGAGAGUCUGUGACAGAAAGAAGCCCAGAAGCAGAAACAGAGGCAAAAGCAGGAGAGGAGGGAGGGCAGAGAUUAGUCGGACUGGUGAAGAAGCCAGGGUGUCUCCCUCUUCUGCUUUGACAAGCUCCCCUCCCCCUGGUCUCCCAGGACCAGGAGAGGCAUAAAGUGGGAGGAGCAAAGGCAGGUGCAUUGGUGUAGUCUCAGACUGGGAAGGACCUUGCAGAGGAGGAGACUUAGGCAGCUGUGGGAAGGUGCAGGUUUCUUCAGUCUCCAAAACUGCCUCAUAGGGGUAAGACCUACCAGAGGUAAGUUGCUUGCUAAUUAGGCCCAAUACUCCUGUGCAGCUCCUGUUUUGCUAAGAAAGAGUUAGCUCUGAGUGAUUUCUUGCUGGCCAACUUACUUGCAGAAUGUCAGAAGUUUCAGAGUCAUGAAACAUCAGGAGGGCCACAGGCUCCUUACUUCUGCACUAAGCAGCACAGAUUGGGGCCAGUUGCCCAGCCCUAAAAUCACCAGGGACGUGAGAAUCUGCCUUAGGCCAAGUCAGACCAUUGGCUCAUCUAGUUCAGGAUUGGCAGCAGAGAUCUCUCCCAGCCUUACGUGGAGGUGACAGGGAUUGAACCCUGGGACCUUCUGCAUGCAUUGAAAGCAGAUGCUGCACCACUGAGUUAAAGCCCUCCCCUAGAUAUUCAGCAGUGGACCACGGUCCAUAAUCCUGGUAUUGGACAGGUGCUUUAAAGCAUCUAUGGAGGGGGUCAAACAGUUUCCUAGGGGAAGAGAAAGGACGUUCUUACAGAGGUAUCCGUUUCGGCUAAUGAACCGUUGCUUGCAAGCAACAUAGAAGUGGGGCUUGAUCAGCCCAGGGCUGCCACUUCUCACACCUAUGCCAUGCCAUCGACAUACCUUAAAGAUAAAGGGACCCCUGACCGUUAGGUCCAAUCGUGGCCGACUCUGGGGUUGCGGCACUCAUCUCGCUUUAUUGGCCGAGGGAGCUGGCGUACAGCUUCCGGGUCAUGUGGCCAGCAUGACUAAGCCGCUUCUGGUGAACCACAGCAGCACACGGAAACGCCGUUUACCUUCCCGCCGGAGUGGUACCUAUUUAUCUACUUGCACUUUGAUGUUCUUUCGAACUGCUAGGUUGGCAGGAGCAGGGACCGAGCAAGGGAAGCUCACCCUGUUGCGGGGAUUCGAACCGCCGACCUUCUGAUCGGCAAGUCCUAGGCUCUGUGGUUUAACCCACAGCGCCACCCACAUCCCACUCAACAUACCUUAGAACUAGCUUUACUUCACCUUGCGCCUGCCCCCCCGCCCCGGCUUCAGCUGACUCUCCUGCCUCUGCUCCACUGCAGUACCUGAAAAAGCUCCACACACAGGAACGAGCAGUGGAGGAAGUGAAGCUGGCCAUCAAGCCCUAUUACCAGAAGAAGGAGAUCACCAAGGAAGAAUACAAAGACAUCCUGCGUAAAGCCGUCCACAAGGUGAAAGAGGCUCCUGGGGUCACGCGGGAGACUUGGAAGUGGGGAGGCCCACGGUGAGAGGGGGAAAGGUGUUGACGUUUGUUUUGUCCUCCUCCAAUCCUCCUCUAGAUCUGCCACAGCAAGAGCGGCGAAAUCAACCCUGUCAAAGUGAACAACCUAGUGAAGGCGUACGUCCAGCGAUACAAGUACUUUCGAAAACACGGGCGCAAGAUGGAUGAGGAGCCAGGCCCCCCCAAGGAGAUAGCGGGGCUGGACAAGUCUGGCUUGCCCAUGCCCCCGCUCUGAUUUCCCUCCCCCCUCUUGACCACCAAGGGGAAAAAAAUAUCAAAAAGAAUGGCCCUUCUUUAUGCAAAUAGGCUUGGCUGGGCCCCCCUCCCCCGGCCCCCUUUCCUGUGUGUGGGGCGUGUGGAAGGGAGGAGUUGGGGCGACCCGCUUUGUUUGGGGAGGGGUGGCAUUUGGAGAUUGCGGGUCUUGUGCAUCUGCUACCUGCCCCUCAACACUCAACAGUUUUAGCCACAAAGCGACUUGUGUUUUACCCUGUAAAUACAGAUGAGAGUAUGGGAAACUAAUUUUUAGUUUCAUCACUCUCCAGACCCCACCACCCCCAUGAUAAAAUGGGUGGAUGUUAUUCCCCCCCACCCCACCCACCUUAGUUUUUACUCAUUUAGCAUGUUUUUAAUUUGACGGUUUUAUUCUUGCCCUCCCUCCCGUCAGGAGUCAUGAAAGAGCAGUACCGUGGCCGGCCUGUAGAUGGCAGCUUCCUGCCACACUGGGCGGGUAGCACAUCCCUCAUCCUCCCCCCAGUUGUAAGUUCGUCUGCCAUACUCUUCCCCUCCCCCACCUCUUUCUCUUCAUAAAACUGCAUUUAGCCAUCUAAACCGAGCUCUGUCUCUGUGGUCCUUUAGUGAGGGGUGUGUGCGUGUCUCUGUACUUUUUUUUUGCAGAACGCAGAUGGAUCACAUUUGUUGCUACAACUACCUUGUGG
This is a messenger RNA of Podarcis lilfordi (Lilford's wall lizard), 25537 nucleotides long. Lineage: Eukaryota; Metazoa; Chordata; Lepidosauria; Squamata; Lacertidae. The record is from the annotation of a GenBank genome assembly.